This is a messenger RNA of Panthera uncia (snow leopard), 3995 nucleotides long. Its product is annotated as nuclear envelope pore membrane protein POM 121C-like. The transcript has 13 exons. Gene Ontology annotation, biological process: RNA export from nucleus; protein import into nucleus. Gene Ontology annotation, cellular component: nuclear pore. The record is from RefSeq and is a predicted model, not a curated record. NCBI's taxonomy places the organism in Eukaryota, Metazoa, Chordata, Mammalia, Carnivora, Felidae. Bases 86 to 3694 code for a protein of 1202 amino acids. Gene Ontology annotation, molecular function: structural constituent of nuclear pore.
AGUGACGCAGCCGGCGCGCGAUGACGCGACGCGCGGCGCGGUGCACGCUGGGAUAUUUAAGUCUUCUCCGCGGCGCGGAGCCGCGAUGUCUCCGGCGGCUGCGGCGGCUGGCGGAGGCGAGCGGCGGCGGCCGAUAGCGAGCGCCAGGGACGGCCGGGGCCGGAGCGGGGGCUGCGGUGGGUCGGCCGGGGCGGCACUCCUUGGCUUGUCGCUGUUCGGCCUCGUGCUGUACCUGGUGCCGGCGGCGGCGGCGCUGGCCUGGCUGGCCGUGGGGGCCACCGCGGCCUGGUGGGGACUGAGCCGCGAGCCCCGAGGUUCGCGCGCCCUCUCCUCUCUCGUUCGGAGCGCGCGGCGUCAGCGAGCACUGCACGCUUCGCCUCCGGCCAAGUCGGCGGUGAACGGAAGUCUCCUAGAGCCGCGGAGCCCGCUCGAAGGACCCGACCCGGCCGAACUGCUCCUCAUGGGCAGUUACCUGGGCAAGCCCGGCCCCCCGCAGCCUGUCCCCGCCCCGGCGGCCAGGGACCUGCCGGAGAGGCCUGGCCGCCGCUGCGCGUCCGCGCGCGCCGCGUCGCCAGCGCACUCGGCGCAUCGCGCUCACCACAUUCACCCUUCUCUCCCCACUCCUCUUCUCCGACCCUCGAGGAGGCCUUCCCACCGGGAUUGUGGGACUUUAUCAAACCGGUUUGUCAUAACACCUCGAAGACGAUACCCAAUCCAGCAGGCCCAAUAUUCCCUUCUGGGGGUACUUCCUACAGUGUGCUGGAAUGGUUAUCACAAGAAGACUGUGCUAUCUGCUCGUAAUUCCAAAAUGGUGUGCAGCCCAGUGACAGUGAGGAUUGCUCCUCCGGAUAGUAAAUUGGCUCGUUCGCCAAUACCAGAGCAGAUAAUCAACUCCACACUGUCCUCACCAUCAAAUAAUGCCCCAGACCCAUGUGCAAAGGAAACUGUACUGAGUGCCCUCAAGGAGAGAAAGAAAAGGACGGUGGAGGAAGAAGACCAAAUAUUUUUUGAUAGCCAGGAAAAUAAAAGAAGGCGCCAUGAUAGCAGUGGGAGUGGACAUUCGGCAUUUGAGCCCCUGGUGGCUAAUGGAGUUCCUGCUGCUUUUGUGCCUAAGCCUGGCUCUCUGAAAAGAGGUCUCAAUUCCCAGAGCUCAGAUGACCACUUGAAUAAGAGAUCCCGCACCUCUUCCAUGAGCUCCUUGACAAGCACGUACACAGGUGGCAUCCCUAGCUCCAGCCGCAAUGCCAUUACCAGUUCUUACAGUUCUUCUCGAGGUUUCUCUCAGCUUUGGAAGAGAAGCGGGCCCAGCUUGUCACCGUUCUCCAGCCCAGCCUCAUCCCGCUCGCAGACACCAGAGAGGCCAGCAAAGAAAAUAAGAGAGGACGAGCUUUCUCACCGCUCCAGUUCUUCAACUCCUUUGGCAACAGACAAGGAGGCCCAGGGAGAAAAGGCUGCAGAUACAACCACAUGGAAGGCGCAGAACUCGUGGAGCUCCCCUCCCACACCUGGCAGCUCUGGGCAGCGGAAGCGAAAGAUUCAGCUCCUACCCUCCCGGCGAGGGGCUCGGCUGACCCUGCCCCCACCUCCCCAGCUUGGCUACUCCAUCACUGCCGAAGAUCUAGAUUUGGAAAAAAGAGCUUCGCUGCGGUGGUUUAACAAGGCCUUGGAGGAUGGGACUGAUACGGCUUCUAACUCUGGCACCGAGAAGCCCCCUACUACUCAACCUUCUUUGACAUUUACCCUGCCAACUACUGGGACUGCCGCCUCCCCAGCUGCCCUCCCAGCCCCAAGCCCCAACCCGCUGCUGGAGAGCUUGAAGAAGAAGCAGAGUUCUGCAGGCCCACCCCCUUCCUUGGAAUCUGCUGGAGUGGCAACCACUGGGGCCCACACACCUCCGAAGACACCCAGCCUUCCGGCCCCUCUUGGGUCUUCACAGUCGGGACCCCUUCCGGGCACCUCCUCGGACUCCAAAUCCACAGCCGCUUUCUUAGGGCUGACCCCUGCUGCUUCCCCGAUCCCAGCCACUGACCCCACCAAGUCUCCUCCCGCUCCUCAGGCUGAGACAUCUGCCCCGUCUCCCACCCCAAAGCAAAGUCUUCUUUUGGGAAUGCUGAGCACCCCACCUGCCGACCCCCCUACCUCCGCGGCCCCUGCCGUGUCCUCGGCAUCUCCCAUGUUCAAGCCCAUCUUUCUGGCCCCACCAAAAAGCGAGAAUGAGGGCCCUUUGCCAUCCAGCCCACCCAAGGUCACCACCGUGACCCCUUCCGGCUCCGCCCUCCCUGCGCCUGCCAGCAGCCCCAAGCUCACUUUCGAGCCGAUCUUCGGCAGCAUCGGGCCCCCUACGUCUGUGCCCUCGUCGGUCCCCUUCUUCAGUCAGACGGCCGUUCCAGCCACUGCCACGAGCACUCCUCUUUUCACCGGCCAGGCCGGUGCCACCUCAGCCGUGGCUCCCACGAGUACAGCCAGCACGUCCACAGACUCUGCUUCGAAGCCCACGUUCAGCUUUGGUGUGAGCAGCGUGACCAGCACCACCACUUCUGCUGCCCAGCCUUUCCUCUUCGGGGCUCCCCCUGCCUCCGGUGCCAGCUUCACCCCGGCCGUGGGCUCCAUAUUCCAGUUCGGCAAGCCUCCUGCCGCGCCCGCCUCGACGACGGUCACGACCUUUGUCCAGUCCCUCCCCGGGGCUGCGCCGACGACCGCCAGCGGCGGCGGCACCACCGGCUUCGUCGGUUUCGGCGGCGGCGGCCUCAGCACCCCCGCCCCGGUCACCAGCAGCCAGCCGGCGCCGACCUUCACGAGCGCCGCCACCCCGGCGUUCCACAUUCCCUUCGGCUCGAGCACCAAGCCCCCCCUCUCUUCGUACCCGGGAGCCAACCCCCAGCCCACGUUCGGGGCCGCCGACGGGCAGCAGCAGGGCGCCGCCAAACCGGCCCUCGCCCCGAGCUUCGGCAGCUCUUUCGCUUUCGGGAACUCCGCGGCCACGGCCCCGGCUGCGACCCCAGCGCCCGGCCCGGCCCAGCCCGCCUUCGGCGGCGCCACGCAGUCCGGCUUCGGCGGUUUGAAGCCCGCGGCGUCCGCCUUCGGCGCCCCCGCCAGCACCCAGCCGGCCUUCGGCAGCGGCACGUCCGUGUUCUCCUUUGGGGCGGCCGCCGCCUCCGGCUUCGGAGCUACGCCCCAGACCACCAGCGGCGGGACCGGUAGCUCCGUGUUCGGCAGCACGACGCUGGCGCCUUUCACGUUCGGGGGCUCGGCCGGCCCGGCCGGCGGCGGGGGCUUUGGGAUCAACGCGGCCACCCCCGGCACCAGCUCUGCCUCUGGAGCGUUCAGCUUCGGCACGGGACAGAGCGGGACCGCUGGCGGCACGACCCCUUUCGGAGGCGGCUUGAGUCAGAGCACGUUGGGCGCACCCAGCCAGAGCACACCCUUUGCCUUCAGUGUGGCGAGCGCGCCCGAGAGCAAGCCCGUGUUCGGAGGCACUUCCACACCCACUUUUGGUCAGAACACCCCUGCCCCCGGGGUGGGCGCAUCGGGCAGUGGUCUCUCCUUUGGGGCAUCCUCAACACCCACCCAAGGCUUUGUUGGAGUCGGACCUUUCGGAUCGGCGGCCCCUUCAUUUUCCAUUGGUGCAGGAUCCAAGACCCCGGGGGCUCGGCAGCGACUGCAGGCCCGCAGGCAGCACACCCGCAAGAAAUAGCCUUUGUCCCCGUUCCAUAUCCCCCCCCCCACCCCCCUCCUUGCCCACAUCUGGACCUCAGCACCUGCUAGGAAGAGCCUCUGACCCUUCUAGUUCCAUAAAGCAACCUACCCCAGAUCUCUGGCUUCCGCCACCAGGGAGGCGGUGGCAGCCCCGGUGGCCGGUUCCUGCUCCUUGAGGAAGAAGCCCCUGGCCUCUCGAGGGAGGGGGCGUGGGGUGCGCAGGGCAGGAGCCUGAUGCCUUUACUUGAAUGGCUCCGUGGUGAGGCUGGAGAAAACUGAAGAAACAUCUGUACAUACUG